Messenger RNA from Pocillopora meandrina, 1012 nucleotides. NCBI's taxonomy places the organism in Eukaryota, Metazoa, Cnidaria, Anthozoa, Scleractinia, Pocilloporidae. The record is from the annotation of a GenBank genome assembly.
CCAGUAAUAGAGUUGUGCCCCGUUACUUAUCGUAACAUUGGAUGUUACAAAGACUUCCACUUGGGUCGUCGUCCAGUAACGGAUCAGCUAUCGAUAGAAGGGGAUUUUGCAUGCCCCAGCAGUGAUGUGGCCGAUUUCGAGGAAUGGAAUGACAAAAUGUACGACCGUGUAUAUAAAUGCGGCGAGAAAGCACGAGAAGGAGGGUACAAGUAUUCUGCUUUGGAAGACUGCGGUAAGUAAGAGUUAAGUUUAAAAAAAAAAUGCACCUACCUUUAGUUGAAUGUUAUAACAGUGGCGGGAAGGAUUUGAACGAGGAGUGACCGAACUUAACCCCUCACAAACUAACAUCAGAAUGCAUAUUCUCCACACUGUUCUGUAUGCAUUUCUAGGUGCUAACAAGGAGAAUUUGUUUGCCAAUCAAAAGAUUCAGCCUUCCCCAGUGAUCAUUUCCUUUAUUCUCACGACCUUAACGUGUGAUUCAGGAGUGAUAUUGUAGGGAGAAAUUGGAUGCCCGUCACUCUUAGGAUUUAAAGGGUUAAUAAAACUUGUAAAAAAACACGCCAUUGUGCCUUUGAAUGGAAAUAGAGAAGUGAUGAUGGAUACACAAGCAAUGUUAACAGUCAUGUUCUCUAUGGGGUACUCCUGAAUAGACUGCAAGAAAAAACUAGAGGGAUGGCACUAAAAACAAAAGAGAAAACGACUUUCCCGUUACUUACUAACACAUCAGCUCGAAAGGUCUCGCUAGGCAGUGUGCACGACUGCAGAGGCCGAAUUAGACUGAUACGUCAGAAGUUUCUCACCAACCUUUCUAAAAUUCUGUUUCUUUUAAUACUUUCAUGCAGGUUAGUGCUGGGUAGCAAAGGAAUUCUCAGUGAAUAAGAAUGGACUAAGUGACCUGUGUGUGACUGACGGGAUGGAAGAGUGCACCUCUGCAUCCAAGAAUUGCGUUGGCGCAAGUAGGCUGGCGCUGAACGCGUACAAUAUUGUUGAACGCCCAAAGUAUGGAAAAUAA